Molecule: messenger RNA, 456 nt
Organism: Arachis ipaensis
Lineage: Eukaryota; Viridiplantae; Streptophyta; Magnoliopsida; Fabales; Fabaceae
Source: RefSeq, a predicted model, not a curated record
AAAAUCCAACAAACAAUAUAACAUUGACUCAGGACUCAAAUAGAAAAACUAAGAAGAUUCUUUACAAGAGGCAAAGAUUGAAGAAAGAAGCAAAGAAAAGAACUCUACUUGAGCUUGAGAUAAGGAAGGAAAAUGGCAAUGGCAGCUUCUGCAGCAAAGAAGAAAAUAUGCGUAACUGGUGCAGGAGGUUUCUUAGCUUCUUGGGUUGUUAAGUUUCUUCUUUCCAAAGGAUACAUCGUUCAUGGCACUGUUAGACAACCUGGUGAUGAGAAAUAUGCUCACUUGAUGAAGCUUGAGGGAGCUUCUGAGAAUCUUAAACUCUUCAAAGCAGAUUUGUUGAGUUAUGAAUCAGUUCAGUCAGCAAUUGCUGGAUGCAAUGCUGUUUUCCAUGUUGCUUGCCCUGUGCCUUCAACAACAUCAACCAACCCUGAGGCAUGGAAUCUUCUAAUAUCAUAA